This is a messenger RNA of Panicum hallii, 2764 nucleotides long. Its product is annotated as probable CCR4-associated factor 1 homolog 7. Gene Ontology annotation, cellular component: CCR4-NOT core complex; CCR4-NOT complex; P-body. The coding region runs from base 135 to 1001 and encodes 288 amino acids. NCBI's taxonomy places the organism in Eukaryota, Viridiplantae, Streptophyta, Magnoliopsida, Poales, Poaceae. The transcript has 2 exons. Gene Ontology annotation, molecular function: poly(A)-specific ribonuclease activity; nucleic acid binding. The record is from RefSeq and is a predicted model, not a curated record.
CUGGCUACCACACCUACGCACCCACCUCUCUCUAGAAAUCCAGAGGCUUCGCACCCCCUUCUCGAGCCCUUCGCCCAACCCAUUCCCCAAUCGGGCCAAACCCUAGAAGCCAUAGAUUCGAUCGGAGAUUUGGCAUGGCAAUGUCAGAUCCCACAGCCGCCGUGAUCCCCAAGCCCGACGGCGGCGAAGACGACGAGUCGGUGGAGAUCCGGGAGGUGUGGGCGGACAACCUCGAGGAGGAGUUCGCCCUGAUUCGUGACAUCGUCGACGAGUUCCCUUUCGUCGCGAUGGACACAGAGUUCCCGGGCAUUGUCUGCCGCCCCGUCGGCGCCUUCCGCUCCCCGGCGGACUACAACUACGCCACCCUCAAGGCCAACGUCGACAUGCUCCACCUCAUCCAGCUCGGCCUCACCUUCUCCGGCCCGCGCGGCGAGCUGCCGGCCCUCGGCGCCGGGCGCCGCCGCUGCGUCUGGCAGUUCAACUUCCGCGAGUUCGACGACGCGCGCGACAUCUUCGCAUCCGACUCCAUCGAGCUGCUCCGUCGCAGCGGCAUCGACUUCCGCCGAAAUGCCGAGCGCGGCGUUGAUGCGCGCCGGUUCGCCGAGCUCCUCAUGUCCUCCGGCGUUGUGCUCAACGAUUCGGUAUACUGGGUUACCUUCCACGCGGGAUACGACUUUGGGUACCUGCUCAAGAUCCUCACUUGCAACAGUCUCCCAGACACGCAAGCUGGGUUCUUCAAACUGAUGAAGAUAUAUUUCCCAACCGUGUACGACAUCAAGCACCUCAUGAAGUUCUGCAACAGCCUACACGGUGGGCUGAACAAGCUCGCUGAAUUGCUCGACGUGGAGCGUGUGGGGGAGUCCCACCAGGCCGGGUCUGAUAGCCUGGUCACGUCCUGCGCGUUCUGGAAGCUCAGGGAUUCAUUCUUCGCUGGAUCAACAGAGAAAUACGCAGGUGUGCUGUAUGGGCUCAAUGCAGAGAAUGGUGUUAGUGCACAUUGAGGGAUGGUACUCUCUUUGAAUUUUAGCUUUGUGAAUGGAUUGAUUUAGGACAGAAGGUGACAAGUGUGCAAGAGGGCUCAAUUAAGACCAAUUCUGUAGGUUAAGUCUGUCUCACUCAGUUCCACCUCAUUUGGAUGUAAUCCCAGUGUAGUGUUCUUCAGUUGCUUGUUGAAAUAGUUAUUUCUCUUUCAGCUUUUGCUCUUCAUUUUUUCUUUCUCUCCUAGCAAGAUAGUACUAUACUAACUGAAAAAUAGUAAAAGAUCACCUUUGAGACUUAAGCCAUGACACUUGCAUUGCCAUAAUUGCAUUAGUCCAAUUUUGUUCUCUUUAUCUUCACGGGAAAAGAAUCAAUAUGUUGCUCUAUUGUCAAUAUACCCUUCUAUAUGAGAAGUUAGUGGUCUUAAAAAUAAUGAUAGUUUAAUAUUAAGCAUUUAUAAAAAUAUAGUAAACUCGAUGACCCUAUGAAUGCAUCUUGAUUGAAUAUUUCUGGUUUCAGUAAUUUUAUAUGCAAGGCGCCUUUUACUUUCAAACACUGUUUUCACAUAAGAUGAAGCUAGCAUAAUUCGGUAUUCCAAUAGCAGCCUAGAAAACUCAACUCUUUUACACAUCAUUUUUUCCCCGUUGUUUGCUAAGGCCUUGUAGAAUCUAUUCGUAAAAUCUGCCGCCAGUGCCUAGUGCCGCCAGUUAACUGUUGGACUUUCUGUCUCUGUAAAUGUAUCCUUCCAUGAGUACUAUGAGAACUGCAGAGUUUGAAAUGUUUGAGUUAUCUAAAGUCUAUUAUAUAUUUUUCUUGGAACUAUUCUUUCAAACUAUGUGCAGAAGCCGUUAUCAAAAAAAUAAAAAUAAAAGAAAAAAAAGAAAGAAACUAUGUGCAGAACAUAAGUUUCAGCAGUUUAUAUUCUUACUUGGCCACGGUUCUCCAUGAUUCUCUGGAUCAUGAUAAAAAUGUCCUGAGCUAUAGAUGCUGAUGCAGGUUCACUUGUUCUUCAGAAACUCACUUGGAUUGGGAUAGUAGAUAUGUGUAUUGCAUUUGAUUCAUUUCUUUACUAAUGACUGAAUAAUUAGAUCACUUUCAGGGUAAUUUCGUUGCUGGAUGCAUUCCUGCUACUUUGUUUCUUUUCCAUUUCGUAUUAGACUGCCAAUUGCUUUGGUAUUUACAGGCCCUUCUUGUGGAUUGAUUGUUGAGAUGAAUCCUCAUACAGUCAUACCCUCUGAUUUCACCUGGUUCGUUAGCAUGUUUAUUACUUUUACUCAUUGAAAUAGUUAUUUUCCAAUAGAGGAUGUUAUCAUGUGGAGAAAAUAUUAUUCAUGUUCCUAAAAAGUUGCAGAUUCCAGUAGAUCGUUUUCUGGGGAGAAAACAGGUUCAGCUUAAACUAGCCUGCAUCCAGGCCGGAGCUGGUGGGCUUUAAGGUAUGCCUGGCAGUGUACCUGUCUUAUGUAUUUUUCUUGAACGGGAUGCAUUCUGGGUGUUCAUACUAUUAUGCCCGUCAAGACAAGUUAUGCAAAGAGUUCACUGGGAAGGCAGCUAAACUUCAAUGUGCCAGUCUCUGUCUCCUGCGAUCAGCUCAAAACUGUCCACAUUCUCACAUCCAUCGUUCAGCAGACUCUUCACCAGCUCACCUCAUCAAAGCAUGGAUUCGCUCGGGGCACGACUCACGACUCUCAUGCUCUCACUCUUUGGCAAUCGAUCCCCUUGUAUAGGGCACAGUGUGGUCCCUGAAUUAAUGUAAUAUGAAAUUGAUAUUAACGCCAGAUUCAUAAAA